Messenger RNA from Hyalella azteca, 899 nucleotides. RefSeq names its product mite group 2 allergen-like Ixo r 2. Gene Ontology annotation, biological process: sterol transport. Bases 83 to 523 code for a protein of 146 amino acids. The transcript is spliced from 5 exons. The record is from RefSeq and is a predicted model, not a curated record. Lineage: Eukaryota; Metazoa; Arthropoda; Malacostraca; Amphipoda; Hyalellidae. Gene Ontology annotation, molecular function: sterol binding.
CAUCACUGCCCAGACUCAAUUGCACAUCGUUGCCUCGAACAGCGACUACUGGAAAAGAAGAUUCUCGCCAAUCUCAUACAAGAUGAAGUCGACAUUGGCUCUACUGCUGGUGGCUCUCGCCCAUGCUGUGCUGGCAACAGAGUUCCAGGAUUGCGGUUCGGAAGCGUUGACCGUGGCACUUGAGGUGGAGAGUUGCGACAUUCCUCCUUGCAUCGUCAAAAGAGGCGACACGCUCAGCGCCACCAUCCUCUUCACUGCUGACCACGACGUCGAAACGAUGACCGCGGCUGUAACGGCCAACAUCGGUGGCAUCGAAGUGCCGUGGCCCGGCUUCGAUGACAACGCUUGUGCGUACCUUCUGGACGGUUGCCCUGUCGCUGGAGGUUCUCUGGCAAAUUGGACUUAUCCUGUCGAAGUUCUGCCUGAAUAUCCUCCGAUUACGACACUUGCCACCUUCCGUCUCCUGCACGACGGAGAUGUGCACGACGAAGUCUGCCUCCAGGUGCCCGUCACAAUUGUGUGAUUUGUCGUUCUAGUGAGUGGUAUGUCAGGCAUGUGCAUGAGAAGGACUAAUAAUGAAGGAUAGUAAUAUUUUUUUUGUCACAAACUUUGUUGGUGAUGUUAACCUGCGGCCAGCACAGCCAAGGGUAUAUUACUGCACUUUGUCAUAUUAUUGAGUAUUUGGAGCCGUAAAUGCUGCGAAUUUGUUGGCUUGUCACGUGCGGCAAUCGAUCAUGUUGCAUAUCCGUUUUUAGCGGACCCGAAGACCUUUAAAACGCUUAUAAAUACGUAGAAAAAUUAAAACAGGAACUGAUUCCAUAUAUGAUCGUAUGGAAUGAUAUAUACGGUGUGGUGGACAACGAAGAAAUAGCGAAACAUAAUAUACAGUUCAUUCACAA